Messenger RNA from Scomber japonicus (chub mackerel), 2190 nucleotides. It is a transcript of the gene lrrn1, whose product is annotated as leucine rich repeat neuronal 1. Gene Ontology annotation, molecular function: protein binding. The record is from RefSeq and is a predicted model, not a curated record. The coding region runs from base 37 to 2190 and encodes 717 amino acids. NCBI's taxonomy places the organism in Eukaryota, Metazoa, Chordata, Actinopteri, Scombriformes, Scombridae. The transcript has a single exon.
CAAAUUCAUCUGCCCCUCCUCCUGUCCCUCUCCAGUAUGGCUAGACGGAGGUUAGACUGCUUUCUUUUAGGCCAGGUGUUUGCUGGCCUGACCCUGGUAUCGAUAGGACUUUCUUUUGUUCAGAGCAAUGAGUGUCCCCAGCUGUGCGUGUGUGAGAUACGGCCCUGGUUUACCCCCCAGUCCACUUACAGAGAAGCUAUCACUGUGGAUUGCAAUGACCUGCGCCUAACACGAAUCCCUGGGAACCUCUCAAGUGACACCCAGGUUCUCCUCCUACAGAGUAACUACAUUGCCAGGACCACUGAGGAGCUAGAGCAGCUCUUCAACCUCACCGAGCUGGAUUUGUCCCAGAACAACUUCAGUAGCAUUCGGGAUGUUGGCCUUACCAAUAUGUCCCAGCUCACCACGCUUCAUCUGGAGGAGAACCAGAUCACAGAAAUGCCUGAUUACUGUCUGCAGGACCUCAGCAACCUGCAGGAGCUCUACAUUAACCAUAAUCAGAUCAACACCAUCUCCGCCAAUGCCUUCUCUGGGCUCCACAACCUGCUAAGGCUUCACCUCAACUCCAACAAGCUUAAGACCAUCAGUAGUCAGUGGUUUGAUUCUACACCCAAUCUAGAGAUCCUCAUGAUUGGGGAGAAUCCCGUUGUGGGAAUAAUGGACUUCAACUUUAAGCCACUGGGCAACCUUAGAAGCCUUGUUUUGGCUGGGAUGGAUUUGACAGACGUCCCUGGAAAUGCCUUUGUGGGACUUGACAAUCUUGAGAGCCUCUCUUUCUACGACAAUAAGCUGGUCAGGGUCCCUCAAAGAGCCCUCCAGAAACUGCCUAACCUCAAGUUCUUGGAUUUGAACAAAAAUCCAGUGCACAAGAUUCAGGAAGGAGAUUUCAAAAACAUGCUGAGACUAAAAGAGCUGGGUAUAAACAACAUGGGCGAGCUGGUUUCUAUUGACCAGUACAGUCUGGACAAUCUUCCUGAGCUCACUAAGCUGGAGGCUACAAACAACCCCAAGUUCUCCUACAUCAAUCGUCAGGCCUUUCGUGAUGUCCCAGCCUUAGAGAGUCUAAUGCUAAACAACAACGCCUUGAAUGCCCUCUAUCAAUCUACUGUGGACUCUCUCCCCAACCUACGUGAGAUCAGCAUCCACAGCAACCCUCUUCGCUGUGACUGUGUCAUCCAGUGGAUGAGCUCCAACAAAACCACUGUCCGGUUCAUGGAACCUCUGUCUAUGUUUUGUGCCACGCCAGCAGAGGUCAGGGGUAUGCAUGUGCGGGCGGUGUUGCAGAAGAACUUAUUAAACCAAUGCUUGCCCAUGAUUUCCCAUGAUACCUUCCCCAACCACCUCAACUUGGACAUUGACAUGACGGUGGACCUGGACUGCAGAGCCAUGUCUCAGCCUGAGCCGGAAAUAUACUGGGUGACACCGAUGGGGAACAAGGUAAUGAGGGACACCCUAUCCGACAAGUACAGUCUCAGCAGUGAAGGGACAUUGAGAAUUUCUCAUAUCCAAGUAGAAGACUCUGGCAGAUACACAUGUGUAGCUCAAAAUUCAGAAGGAGCUGACACAAGAGUGAUAGCCAUACGUGUAAACGGUACUCUGUUAGACAGCACUCAGCUUAUGAAGAUCUACGUCAAACAAACAGAGUCCCACUCAAUCCUGGUCUCCUGGAAGGUAAACUCAAAUGUAAUGACCUCUAACCUAAAGUGGUCAUCUGCCACCAUGAAAAUUGACAACCCACAUAUUACUUACACUGCCAGGGUACCUGUGGAUGUCCACGAGUACAACCUUACGCAUUUACAACCGGCGACUGAGUAUGAAGUGUGCCUCACUGUCUCCAACAUCCACCAACAAACACAGAAGUCAUGCGUAAAUGUGACGACAAAGCAAGCAACUUUUGCUGUGGAAAUAUCUGACCAAGGGACAAAUACUGCUCUUGCAGCAGUUAUGGGAACAAUGUUUGCAAUCAUCAGCCUGGCAUCACUGGGGGUGUACAUUGCAAAGAGGUGGAAGAGGAAAAACUAUCAUCAUUCCCUGAAGAAGUACAUGCAGAAAACCUCGUCAAUACCGUUAAAUGAGUUGUACCCUCCUCUUAUCAACUUGUGGGAGGCAGACAGUGAGAAGGAGAAAGAGGGCUCCUCUGAGACCAAACCCAGCCAGGUGGACACCACACGCAGCUACUACAUGUGGUGA